Molecule: messenger RNA, 1296 nt
Organism: Wallemia mellicola CBS 633.66
Lineage: Eukaryota; Fungi; Basidiomycota; Wallemiomycetes; Wallemiales; Wallemiaceae
Exons: 5
Coding region: 167-1186 (339 amino acids)
Biological process (GO): nucleotide metabolic process
Molecular function (GO): ATP:ADP adenylyltransferase activity; ATP binding
Source: RefSeq, a predicted model, not a curated record
GUAAAAGUGCUUUGAGUGCAUCUGAAGCUAAUUUCAACAAUUUACUAAUAUCCUUGAUAGUAGUUUAAAAUCUAAGCUAAUUAAUAUCAUCAGAACUCACUUUAUCUGUUUGAUUAAGUUUAUCUAUUUCAUUGGCACUCAUCGCUAUUGUUGAACAACUACAGCGAUGUCAAAUCUUAGAGAAAGGAUUGAAAAUAAAACUAAAAUUGCUAUUGAAGCUAAGGAUGCUUUUUACUUUGAAUCACAGAAUGAACUGCUCAGUUAUCAGGAUGUAGACUUCCAAUUAACUAUUUGUCCCGCUUUGUUACAGAAACCUUCAAAUCCACCACCUGGCGUCAACGGUGAUACUAUCGAUAUCCCUUCAAAAAGACAGCGUAAUGAAAGCUCAGAAUCGAAGUCACAGAAGGAUGUAUUUGCUCCACCAUACAAUGAGAAUCUAUACGUUGACGAACUUAACGAUUCUCACGUAUUAUUGUUAAACAAGUACAUGGUGACCCUGAACCAUUUCCUUCUCGCUACUAAAGAAUUCAUACCUCAGACAUCACCACUUUUACCUUCAGAUUUACUAGUUGCUAGGAAAGUUAUACUAGAAUACAGAAAAACCGGACAAGAUCUAUUAUCAUUCUUCAACUGCGGUGAGAAGAGUGGUGCUUCACAACCACAUAAGCAUAUUCAAUUCAUACCAUUGAAAGAAACAUUACCAAUUGAGAAACUAGCAAACAAUAUAAAUAUCGAUAACGAAUCAAAGUUCUUCUCUAUUGAUAAGUUCCCAUUCGCUAACUUCGGUAUUAAACUCUCAGUUUUAGCAAACGCGCCAUCAGACGAUGAACUUGAAGCUGAAUUAGCUAACAGAUUCAUGACCCUUUUAGAUGCACAAGCGGAUACUUUUAGAAGAUUAGAAGAAGGUCCUCCUUCACCUCCAUUUAGUUAUAAUGUCUUGAUGACACAUGAUUAUCUCUUCAUUAUACCCAGAUCAAAGGAAAGUGUGGCUAUUGAAGCUGCAAAUGGACAUGAGGGAUGGAAUAAAUCACUCAAUUCUCUAGACUACGCAGGUUUAAUGUUACUUAGAAGACCGGAAGAAAAGCUGGGUAUAAGUAAUCCACUGGAUAUACUACUCCAAGCUUCCUUCCCUAGAGUACACCUCCCUGAACCAGUUUAUGAAGCCGAUCCUGGAAUGUUACAAUGAGUUUUGUUUGACUUUCUACAAAAUAAAAAAUACAUGAUUUUUGAGAACGAACCAGUGUUAAGAUCAAGAGUCAUACAUUUAUUUAUUUACUAUACAAGUAAUUUCAAGAC